AUGCCACCAAAGACAGUCAAGAAGAAGAGCGGCGUCCAUGACUUCGGCGGCGGCCCCAAAGGCAGUGCGAAGAUAACGAAGACUGGCAAGACCAGCACUAAUAAGACACCAUUCUCCGGUACUAAGAGAAAGAUCGGCCGGGUCAUUUCCGACAGCGCGAGAUAUGACGAGACUGAAGACAAACUCAAGAAGCGUACCAAAGCUCAAGAUGAGGAUGAGGCAGCAUAUGAGCCUCCAGACGGACAGGAUGAUGCUGAAGAAGACUACUCGUGGACUGCCGCGUUCGACACGCCGGACGAGUUGUCGGACGAUGAUGAGGACGAUGAGAACGAUGAGCUCUUUGAACCAGUCCCUCGCGGCUCAGGUUGGACAUAUAAGAAGGUCAAGGAGGAUGGCGCCCACAAGGCUCGAGAGCAGGUGAGCAAGGAGACUCGCCAAGAGGGGUUCCUCAAGAGAUUUGACAGAGACAACCUCAAGCUCGAUGCUAAGAUACUGUCGAGAGGGCUGAUGAGGUCUUGA
Molecule: messenger RNA, 519 nt
Organism: Fulvia fulva
Lineage: Eukaryota; Fungi; Ascomycota; Dothideomycetes; Mycosphaerellales; Mycosphaerellaceae
Exons: 3
Coding region: 1-519 (172 amino acids)
Source: RefSeq, a predicted model, not a curated record